CUUGAAUCGGGAGGAGGGGGGCGCUGGGAGAUCGCGGGAUCUCCUCUCAGUGUUGUUCUGUCCGAUGGCUCUGCGACUCCUCGUUUGCAGUGCCCUCCUCUGUCUCGUCGCGGCGAACUCCAGGGUUCGUCGGAUCGUCGGCGGCGAAAAAGCCCAGGAACCCCCGAGUCCCAGCGAGCAGAUCCCCUUCACCACCCCCGAACCCGAUGACAGCAGUCCUCUGGUGUUCGUCAAGACCAACAGGAGGAGGGCCGAAGUCGUCGGCAAUAGGAAUCCUGAUGGAACUUACAGUUUCCUGGGCAUUCGUUAUGCCAUGCCUCCGACCAAGAACCGUCGUUUCGUGAGACCAUUGAGAUUGAAACCAAAAGGUCUAAUAGUAGCAAACAAAUUUGGGCCUCCUUGUCCACAAUGGUGGCGUGGAAGGCUCGUAGGAGACGAAGAUUGUCUACAUCUGAAUGUUUUCACUCCUCAGCUACCUGAGAAUAAUAGCAGUUCAACGCCUUUAUUACCAGUUAUGAUGUGGAUACAUGGAGGGAAUUUCAAAACAGGAUCAGCUGCGCAAUAUGUCCCCUUGAGAGAGCUCUUAAGCCGUGGCAUUGUUGUAGUCACAGUGCAGUAUAGGUUGGGCACUUUGGGUUUUCUGAAAUUCGGAAAUCAAAAUUUGGGAGGAAACAGUGGCCUUUUUGAUAUAAGUUUGGCUGCACGUUGGGUAAGAGAGUACAUUCACUUCUUUGGAGGUAACCCAGGAAGAAUAACCGUAGCAGGUCAAGGAUCUGGCGCAAGCUCUGUUACACACUUAUCUUUCCACAAAUAUUUCGGAAGGCAUAUAAAGGGAAUAAUAUCAAUGAGUGGUGGUCCAGUUUCUCCAUUCGCAUUAGAUCAAAGUGCAGACAGAUCCGGCGGUGAAGUUGUGCAAGCAAAUAGCUGCACUGGUAGAGGAAGCAUUAGUACCGUUCGCUGCUUGCAAGCUUUGCCAUUUGAGAACAUCGUUCAAGAGGAUGGUAACAUUGAACAAGCAAAGAAGAAAGGGGAGAAAAAUGUAGGCAAGAAAUUGACGAGCCUUUUCCUUUCUGGACCAAAUGUAGAAGGAGCCGAUGACAACAGAUUCCUCCCGAAUUUCAUCGUAGAGCCUCCUUUAGAAGCUGCUUCCCAUCAUCAUAUUCCCAAUAUUCCUCUUCUGGUAGGAGUCACUAAGCAAGAGACUGGAGGUGGUGUAAAAGGCAACUUAUUGCAAGAUAUUACUAGUCUAUUAACAACAGCAACUUUCAUUACACAAGGAAUCUUCAAAGAUUUGUUGACUGCAAAUACUGGUCUUUAUGUUAACAACACUGUCAAUCCAGGUUUAAGUAAGCUUUUCGACAGUAGUCAGUAUUUACAAUUUUUCGAUACUCUAAUCGGCAGUGCUCUUAGUGGCAUAGAAAAAGUUGUCCAGCACACAACUGAUGCACUUUUCAAUUUGCCAGCAUUUAUUUUAUCCAACUUCUGGGCUCAAAAAAAUAAAAACGUGUAUCUCUACAGUUUCGAACACACUCCAGCUAAAUCCAUUGCAGAUUAUUUCUUAAAUGGAAUUACUUUAGUUUCAAAUAUAUCUUCACAAGAGGGCAACAAUAAAGGUCCAUCUCAUGGUGAUGAUUUAGCCUUCCUUUUUGAAGUGAGAAACAUCGAUGGGGAGCCAUUAAAUAAUGUUGAUAACAUUUUAAGUGAAACUGACCAAAAGGUCAGAGAUCACUUCGUAACUGUUGUGGCUGAAUUUGUUAAAACUGGGAAACCAAGAAUUGAUGGAGCUAACGACUGGUCUCCAUUCAAUACUGAGGAAGGCAGUUACAUGAUCAUUAAGGAUAAUCCAAAAUUGAAAAAGGGAUUCCGAAAGUGUAACAUGGGACUGUGGACUGGAGAUGCUGACAUGUUGAAGUCGACUGAAUGCGCACUCAAUGGAGCCAGCGAAAUUGUUACUAAUACUCUCGGUUCUGCAGGCACUGGUCUUUUAAAAGCAACUACUGGCGUGACUGAUGGUCUGUCUAAAACAGUCACUGGAAUAGGAUCUACUCUUACAGGUUCGAUACCUAAAGGUACUGGUGGUCUCCUUGGUGGGUUAUACAAAGAACCUGCUAAAAAUAACAAUAAUAAGACCCCAAAUCUAGGCCUUGGAGGGCUGUACCAAGAACCUCCUAAAAACAGUAAUAAAAACCCUACCUCUGGCGGACUCGGAUCCAGCUUACUUAAAAACCCAUUUGGUUAGAAAAGCUAUGAGUUGUUAACAUGUUGACUGCCAACUAAGAGAUUAUUUGUAGUUUCAUUUAUUGCCUAGGAAACCAACAACAAUGUAUCUCAUAUCUACAUUUAUUAACUCAUAGUUGGAUUUUGUUAAGAGUUUUAUUCUUUAUUUAAACUUUUUGAUGAUUAGAAUGUACAGCAAACUUCCUUUCAUCUGACACGUUUAGGACUU
Molecule: messenger RNA, 2446 nt
Organism: Nezara viridula (southern green stink bug)
Lineage: Eukaryota; Metazoa; Arthropoda; Insecta; Hemiptera; Pentatomidae
Source: the annotation of a GenBank genome assembly